GGAGAGAGAGAGAGAGAGAGAGAGAGAGAGAGGCAGGCAGGCAGGCAGGCAGCUUGCGUUGGACAGAGCUUUCUCUUCCAGGCUGGGUUUUCACAUGCUGAUCCGCAAAUAAAUAAAUAAAAGGAAAUAUGCACACGAGAAGCCUGAUCCCAUUGUAAUUUCCAUUGCCAAGGGGGAAAAUAUACACAUACAUAUAUAUAUGGAGAUGCAUUGAUUGCAUGGAAUUCAACAAGCAAGUGGGGGAUUCGGCGAAGGAAGCUCGUAACAUGGCGGACACCGAGGAAGGCUUCGGGCUCCCGAGCACGCCGGUUGACUCGGAGGCCAAGGAGCUGCAGGCUGAGGCCAAGCAGGAUCCCCAGCUGGGGACCACCAGCAAGGCCCCCACCUCUCCACAGGCGGCCUUCACCCAGCAGGGCAUGGAGGGGAUCAAAGUGUUUUUGCACGAGCGGGAGCUGUGGCUGAAAUUUCACGAGGUGGGGACGGAGAUGAUCAUAACAAAGGCUGGAAGGCGUAUGUUUCCCAGUUACAAAGUGAAGGUCACUGGACUCAAUCCAAAAACGAAGUACAUACUGUUGAUGGAUAUUGUACCAGCGGAUGACCACAGAUACAAAUUUGCAGAUAAUAAAUGGUCCGUGACCGGGAAGGCAGAACCGGCCAUGCCCGGCCGCCUCUACGUGCACCCCGACUCCCCCGCUACUGGAGCCCACUGGAUGAGGCAGUUGGUUUCCUUCCAGAAGCUCAAGCUCACCAACAACCACCUUGACCCCUUCGGACAUAUCAUCCUGAACUCCAUGCACAAAUACCAGCCCCGGCUCCACAUCGUGAAGGCGGAUGAGAACAACGGCUUUGGCUCCAAGAACACUGCCUUCUGCACCCAUGUCUUCCCCGAGACUGCCUUCAUCGCUGUUACCUCCUACCAAAACCACAAGAUCACUCAGCUGAAGAUUGAGAACAACCCCUUCGCAAAAGGUUUCCGCGGCAGCGAUGACAUGGAGCUCCACAGGAUGUCCAGGAUGCAGAGUAAAGAGUACCCAGUUGUUCCCAGGAGCACAGUGAGACAGAAAGUGUCCUCGAAUCACAGCCCCUUCAGCGGUGAGACCAGGGUCCUUUCCACCUCCUCCAACCUGGGCUCCCAGUACCAGUGUGAGAACGGGGUGUCAAGCACCUCCCAGGACCUGCUGCCGCCCACCAACCCCUACCCGAUCUCCCAGGAGCACAGCCAGAUCUACCACUGCACCAAGAGAAAAGAUGAGGAAUGUUCCACCACCGAGCAUCCCUACAAGAAGCCCUACAUGGAAACUUCACCAGCGGAAGAGGAUCCUUUCUACAGGUCCAGUUACCCCCAGCAACAGGGACUGAACACUUCGUACAGGACUGAAUCAGCCCAGCGCCAGGCAUGUAUGUACGCCAGCUCUGCUCCCCCCACGGACCCCGUGCCCAGCCUGGAAGACAUCAGCUGUAACACGUGGCCCAGCGUGCCGUCCUACAGCAGUUGCACAGUGUCUGCCAUGCAGCCCAUGGACAGGUUACCCUACCAGCAUUUCUCUGCCCACUUCACCUCGGGGCCUCUGAUGCCCCGGCUCAGCAGCGUGGCCAACCACACGUCCCCCCAGAUAGGAGACACCCAUAGCAUGUUCCAGCACCAGACCUCAGUUUCUCACCAACCCAUUGUGCGGCAGUGUGGACCUCAGACCGGCAUCCAGUCUCCCCCCAGCAGCUUGCAGCCUGCAGAGUUCCUCUAUUCCCACGGCGUGCCUCGAACCCUCUCGCCCCACCAGUACCACUCGGUGCACGGUGUGGGCAUGGUGCCAGAGUGGAGCGAGAACAGCUAACGAGGCAGUCGAUGGAAAUGGGAAAAAAAAUAAAACGAAAUGAAAGAAAAAAGUGAAGGGGGAAAUAAGAAAAAAGGAAAGGGAAACAAAACAAAACAAAACAAAAAACCAGCACCCCAUCAAUAACAAAAACGAGAGCGUUUUGCAAGUCUCCUUUAACCGAACGUUCACCGUCAGCACUCGAGAGGGAUGGACGCUGACCGUGCCACUGGUUGGAAGCACGGAUGGAGCACUCAUUGGCCAUGGCACGAUGUGCCCCCCCCGGUGCUUUGGUUCAGAAGGCAAACCCAGCAGAGCGGAGCGCUGCCCCCACGUCCCCCCAGUCUGUGUCGCUGCCACAGCCAUCCCCUGCCUGGCCCUCCCCUGCCCCUCUCCUUCCCAAAGGGACUCGCGACUCCUGCUGCCUUCCUCAACACAGCCAGAGUGCUGGGAUGAAAACAACUAGGAUGUUACCUUUUUUUUUUUUUUUUUUUUUUUUGUGGUGUUGAUGUUGACAAUGUUAUAUAAUAAAUAAUAAUAUAUAUACAUUUUCUUUUCAUUUUCUCAAAAAAACAAAAAACAAAAACAAACAAACAAAAAAAAACCACCAGCCCUUUUUUUCUUUUUUUCUCUCUUUUUUUUCUUUUUAACAUAGGGUGGAGUUUUGAGUGGUGUUCUUUCCUUUUCUUGUUUCCAUUGGUAUGGUCGUCAUAGCUCUUCAUUGGCAAAAGGGUGCUCUGAACUCACAAACAAGAAAGCCAGGCACCUACCUCACCCAGGUGUUGUACUGUGAGUGGGACCACUCCUUCAGAACAUCACAUCCCCAACAUAUGGCCGACGAGCAGCACCUCCCCACCGCUGCCAAUCCCUCAUCCCUCUCCCCUUCCCCAUCAUCUCCCCAUCUCCCGGUCUCUCAGCCCACCAACUGCCCCACAGACAUGGGGUAUCUCCCAGUUGGAAGCACCCACUGCCUGGCUGCUACUGCCUGCCUCUGCAGCUCAUGGAAUGGGCGGAGGGGGAGGAGGGGAGGGGAGUGUGCAGGCAGCGAGGGGAGAAACAGCACUUGGGAAAUUGAUAACCUCGAUAAUUUUAUCA
Molecule: messenger RNA, 2906 nt
Organism: Gallus gallus (chicken)
Lineage: Eukaryota; Metazoa; Chordata; Aves; Galliformes; Phasianidae
Gene: TBX5
Product: T-box 5
Exons: 9
Coding region: 219-1832 (537 amino acids)
Biological process (GO): cardiac left ventricle formation; regulation of transcription by RNA polymerase II; pattern specification process
Cellular component (GO): nucleus
Molecular function (GO): DNA-binding transcription factor activity, RNA polymerase II-specific; RNA polymerase II cis-regulatory region sequence-specific DNA binding
Source: RefSeq, a predicted model, not a curated record